Molecule: messenger RNA, 3347 nt
Organism: Anneissia japonica
Lineage: Eukaryota; Metazoa; Echinodermata; Crinoidea; Comatulida; Comatulidae
Product: BMP-binding endothelial regulator protein-like
Exons: 6
Biological process (GO): regulation of angiogenesis; blood vessel development
Cellular component (GO): extracellular matrix
Molecular function (GO): protein binding
Source: RefSeq, a predicted model, not a curated record
GUUUGUAGGGUAGGCUUUGCCCUUCAGCCAGAUGGAACUACAUGUAGAGAUGUCAGCUUUUGUACAUAUGAUGGUAUACUGCAUUUGGCUACUGAAACCUGGUCUGAUGGAAAAUGUUCAGAUUGUAGUUGUGUGGAUGGCAGGGCAGAAUGCAUCGAAAGAAAGUGUCCAGUUGUAGAGUGUGCUAUGCAUGAGCAAUUAUUUCAUUUCCCCGGUACUUGUUGUCCUUCAUGCCUGACAGAGCCAGCGAGGUGCACCAUCUUACCAAAAGGAAAGCUCUGGACAUUUGAUGACCACUCGUUUAUCUCAAAUGGCGACUGUCGUUACUCCAUGGCAACAGAUUAUACAACUGGACACUUUUCAGUGGAAGUUGAACAUAAUGAGUAUUUCACAAGGCGAGCUAUUUAUCUCACUCUAGAUUGCAUCACUGUACACAUUGAUUUCAGCGGUUCGGUAACCAUUUCAGGUGUACCUGUAAAACUUCCUUAUAUUCAUGGCAACCCCAAAAAUGUACUUGUAAGUAGAUUUGGAUCUUCUACAAUCACUAUUGUUACGAAUCUUGGUGUGAAAAUUAUCUGGAAGGAAAAUGGAAAAGUGACUAUUUUUGUACCUAAACAUUAUCAUGGACAAAUGGCUGGAUUGUGCGGAGACAUGAAUAACAACAAAAUGGAUGAUACUAUGACAAGACAAAUGUUACCAGCAAAAAGCACCAAGGAGCUGGUACACAGCUGGAAGGUUGAAGGUUACACCCACUGUAAAAAAGAAAGCAAAAGCAUAAAUGAAAAUAUCAUUAUCAACACUGCCAACAAUAAACAAUUUCCAGCGUGUAUUGGGAAACACCAACAUGUGAUUGAGUACGCGCGGUCUGAGUGCCAGGAUAUUUUGACAAGUCCACUUACAGAUUGCCAUCAGUAUGUCGACCCUCAAGACUACUACUCACUGUGUAUGCAGGAUUCUUGUGUGUGUGGCCUGAAUAAUCCGUGCUACUGCGAAUCCUUAACAGCAUACGUUUUAGAAUGUCAACGACAAAAUGUAAAUCUUCAAAAUUACAAUGUCAAGCCAUCAACUUGCAGUGUGAUUUGCGAACCUAGUUUUGUGUACGAUGAAUGUGGACCAGCGCAGGAAUGUCAGCCAACGUGCUAUGAUAAUAAGAGCACACCAACAUGCUGGUACAUGCAAUGCAAACCUGGCUGCCACUGUUCUGCGGGACGUGUGUUACACCAGGGCCGUUGCAUUAAAAAAACAGACUGCCCCAGGAUAUAAACUAACCAUUAUUUGAUAAUUCAUGUCCUAUUAGAUUUAGCUUCUUUGCUAAAACAAGAUGUGUACAAACUGUUCUUUCUACGGGAAACUCAACUAUUCAAUUUACAAACCCUAGGUGUGACAGAAUUGUGUUUUUAAUAAUGAAAUAAAAAAUAUUUUGCCUGUAGGUUGCACUAAUUUUAUAUAAAAAAAAUAAAUUAACAAUGUUAAGUCUAAAUAGCUUAGACAAUUAUAAGGAGGUGAACAAUUAUAUGAAGCAAAACUACAAACAAUUUUUAAACAAUUUUGUCUAAUUAAAAUGUAACUACAUGCAUUUCAGAUCAAUCAAGUACGAUUUAUGAUUCAAUUCAGAAAGAAGUAAUCAUUUAUUGAUGCUCAGAAAUUAGCAAAAAUGACGAAAUGAUUAAAAUGGUAGAAUGUAUUUGAAAUGAAUAAAAAAUAUUCCUAACAUGAUUACAUAAUUAUAUAUUAUUACAAGAGGAUCUAGUACUUUACAUUAAUUGCAAUUAUAAUAGUAUUUUUCCUAACCGUGAAAUUAGUGUGCUUUUGUGUAUUAAAAAUAGAGAGAAUAAUUAUGAGAAAAAAAUAUUUAAAAUAAACUAUGUCACUUUCAAUCAAAUUUCAAUACAAAAACUCAUUUAGACAACAGAACUUCAAAAUGAUGUUGUGGAUAGGUAUAUCUCGAUGACAUACAAAGUUGGGGGCGGGGCAUUUGAGCAUACAACUGAUUAACAAUUUCAAUAUGCUUGAAGUAAAUUUCUGAAACAGAUAUGUUAAUAUACUAUUGAUAUGGCGCAGAAAACAUGAUCUGAGACGCGGAUUUUUUUGAAGAAGCCCUGCUUAUUUUUUUAUAAGUGUUAUUUAAUAAAAUAUUAAGCAUUGUCUCAGUAAUUAAUUAUAUUACAAUUUUAAAAUGCUUCGAAAGACGCAAUACUAACAAAUGUGAACAUUUAUUUUUACCAUACAUGGUACCACGAAUUCUCGGACUCAGAUCUAAACCGAGACUUUAAAAGGUAACAUUUUUACCAUCAUGUUUGUUUUUAUUGCUCAUGGAAUCCAAACAUGUAGUAUUUUCAUGUAGUAUUUUUUUUUUUUAUAAACGAUGUGUUUGUAAUGUAUACAAGAAGUGAUGAGUUAACAUGCUUUAGGAUCAUAGUAACAUUUAAAAAGUAAUCUGUGAUAGGCGAUUUAUUAUUCCGUAAUUUUCAAAAGUUAUAACGUAGUAUCAACAGUUUUAGCAAAUCUUAAAAAUAUUGCUCUAUUUUAAAGUAUCUUCACGUUUUAUUCUCCUUUUAGUGUUUGGUGUUUAUUUUUAAAAUUGUAUUUUCAUCGGUAAUGUUUCUAUGUAACCUCUUUUCAACUUUUUCAUUUUGCCGUGUAAAACCAAUUUUCUGUAUAUAUUUUUAACAGACAAUAAAGUUUCUUGAAUCUUGAAUUAUUUAUUGCAUUUUAUGCAAUUAUUUAAAGGAAAACCGUAAGAAAUCAAAGAGAAUGCAAAUUUAGUCUCCUGGCCAUGGCUCAGAAUCAGAUGGUAGAACAUCCGAACCGUUGGAAGGUCUAUAGAUAACAAAACAAACUGACGAAAAAACAAAGGAGUAAAAGAAUAAUCAGAUAACAUCAAUCAUUUUCUGAUGAAGUAUCGAUGUGAAAAACGCGGACAAAAUAGGCCUAAUACUUGAAUUCAGGUCAGCGGUACUGGCGACCAUCCUGAGUAAAAAUUCAAAGCUGACAUUUUCAUAUAUUCCUCCACCAUGACUAACAGAUUGCUAGUACUACACUGCUUAUGCAAUCUUAAUAAGAAUAUUAACAACACAGCUAUCAGUUGUGUAUGAAAGUUUGUUGUAGCUGUAUUUUGAUGUGCAAUACAAUAUACUAUUAGAUAGUAAAGAUAUUCGCCUUGAUAGAGGUUGCAGGUUAGAGGUUUUUAAAAAAUCACCGACUGUACAAAAACUAUUUCUAACGAGAUUUGCUUAUUAAUACGAUAAUAACAUAAUUGUUUAAUAUAUAUUAGAACACUUGUUCACGUGCAUUUCAAAGAAAAUGUCUUAUGUAUAAUUAUACUGUUAAGAUUUUCACUAAUACCG